CCGGAGGGCUGUCGUUGACUACUGCUUUAAAGACAGACGUUGGAACGAGGCGUCGACCACGACGACGACAUCCCGACCCCGACUCCCACCACCACCACUGCACUGAUGCCCCUAUUGUCAAGAAGACGGCCGAGUGAUCUGGACGGUUUCGACGCGGAUGACCUCCCCCCUCGCCUCCGCAGUGAGCGCACCUGGAUCAUCAAGAACGCGUUCAAGACCAUGCCCGAGCGCCUGAAGGCCAAGUCGCCAAAAUACAUCCUGGGCAAGUAUCUCGGCUGGGAGUGGAUCGACGACAGCAUGGUCAAGGAGAUGAAGCGGCGGCGCGAGAGUGAAGACCCCGACGUCAACGUCUCGGCGUCGGAUCCCGACCCCCGCUGCUGGGUUCAGCUGUAGCGCGGCGGCGACCCACAGGCUAAGGCCAAGGCCAAGACCGAGGCCGAGGCCUGCCUACGCCACACGCGACGCGCUCCGCCCACCCCGCAGCCGAACGGAUAUGCGGCUGUGCUACCAUGCCAGUCCGCGAGUUACACCCGCGCCGAGACUUCGAGCCCCAAUGUGCCAAGCCACGGCGCAGUACCCCCAAACACCGCACCCCCGCCUUCAAAAUGUCCCAUGGCGCCGCUCAACGCGCUCCUGACCCGACCCCCCGCGAGCUACGAGCCUCAACGCCGUGCCGCAUCUCCCUAGACACUGUGAUAGAACCACGACAGACACGACCCCCGACUCGGACUCUACUCCGCUCCCGACACUUUCAGGUUGCCCGGUUCACCUCUCCGCCUCUGCGAGGCAGUUGUAUCCCCUCUUAGCCCGUUGUACUCGUUCUCACUCUUGAAUUUUGGUCUCCGCAUGCAUCUCC
Vanrija pseudolonga is the source of this 856-nucleotide messenger RNA. RefSeq lists its product as uncharacterized. NCBI's taxonomy places the organism in Eukaryota, Fungi, Basidiomycota, Tremellomycetes, Trichosporonales, Trichosporonaceae. The transcript has 3 exons. The record is from RefSeq and is a predicted model, not a curated record. Bases 106 to 393 code for a protein of 95 amino acids.